Messenger RNA from Aspergillus pseudotamarii, 1710 nucleotides. RefSeq names its product CoA-transferase family III domain-containing protein. Lineage: Eukaryota; Fungi; Ascomycota; Eurotiomycetes; Eurotiales; Aspergillaceae. Gene Ontology annotation, molecular function: catalytic activity. The record is from RefSeq and is a predicted model, not a curated record. Bases 1 to 1710 code for a protein of 569 amino acids. The transcript is spliced from 6 exons.
AUGGUAUACUCAGUCCCCAUAGAAGCCGCCCAACUUCUGCGCAAGGGUAUCUUACAAAAUCCUUUGCUCACAGCGAACAUUCCCAACGAUGCAUCCUCUCUUGCAGACUAUGUCACCUUCACAGGAAAUGAGAACCCCAAUAUUCCUAUCAACUGGCGCUUUGCUGAGAGUAUUUCCGCACUGAAGGGCCUUGAGUCUCUCUGGAUCAAUGCCCUGUUGAAGGCGAAGUAUAACCACGGUCCGGUGAAGGUCGAGAUUGAUACCGACCAUGCCACGCUGUUCGUCAUGUCGACUCUCCUUAUUGACGUGGUCGACGAGAAUGGAAAAGCGGCAAACCCAGAUAUGUCCCCAAUCGAGCGUAUCAUAUCGAUAUUCCCCAGUCCCGGGAGGAAUUUUGGAAAAGAGACCCCGCACCGCUCAGCCAUCACCAACAUCUACAAGACCCAGGAUGGGCGGUGCUAUCAUCUCCACGGCAGUAUGAACCCUACCCCCUCCUCGACAGCACUGGGUCUAGACCCUGACCGCCAAGCCUCUUCGCCCGCCGAUGCAUUGAGUACUAUCCAAGAACGUGUUCAGCAACACACAGCUGCAGACCUAGACGAGCUUAUGAAUGAAAAGUACCGACAGGCUGGGACAAUCUGCUACUCCACGGACGAAUACAAAGCAAGUGACCAUGGGAAGGCUAACGCUCAUGUUGGUCUCUAUGAGCUGAACCACGUUCCCAACGACGCUCAGAAGCCCGGAUGGUGGAAGGCAGUCUCAGACACAGGGGUAGCUCGCCCUCUGGCUGGCCUUAAAGUCGUCGACUUAUGUCGCGUCAUUGCUGGCCCGAGUAUCUCGAAGGGAUUGGCCGAGCUUGGUGCGAGUGUGAUGCGGGUAACCGGUCCAGGGGUCGUAGAUGUAUAUGCUCUGCAUGCCGACUUGAACUGGGGCAAGUGGAAUUGUUCGAUUGAUUUAAAGAUAGAUGAGGGGAAGGAGACUCUACGCCAGCUCAUUCUCGAGGCUGAUGUUGUGCUAGAUGGAUACCGACCGGGUGUGAUGGAAAACCUUGGAUUCGGCAGGGAUGCUGUGCUUGAACUGGUCAAGGACCGGCCAUUCGGCCUUGUUUAUGCUCGCGAAAAUUGCUACGGCUGGCAUGGUCCCUGGCAGCAUCGGAGUGGAUGGCAGCAAAUCAGUGAUGCGAACUGUGGUGUUUCCCUCGAGUAUGGCCGUGCCAUGGGUCACGAUGAAGCAGUUACCCCCGUCUUCCCUAAUUCGGACUACUGCACCGGUGUUUUGGGCGUCUGCGGAGUCAUCAACGCUCUAAUCGAAAGGGGCAACAAGGGUGGAUCUUUCCUCAUGGAUACCGCCCUGAACUACUACUCUCAGUGGCUGGUGAACAGCGUGGGAGUCUAUCCCCCGUCUGUCUGGGAGAAUGUCUGGCAGCGACAUAACCGGCUCACCUUCCGCCAUAAUGACAAUAUGCUUGCCACCAUUCCACUUAUGAUGAAGUCACUCAUGCUGAACAGCGGUGCACAACUGUUCCAGCCACGCUUCUUCGAGAUCCGGUAUUCUGGGGCGGUCGAUCGUUACUUCAAGGUGGUUCGACCUGUGCUCAGCUUCGGUGAUAAACAAGUGGAUCUUCGGUUCAAUGUCGGAACAAGGAGCAAUGGCCAAGAUGCUGCUCGCUGGCCAGAAGAUCUACGGACGGAGAUUGUCACCAGCGCAUAG